Messenger RNA from Chrysochloris asiatica (Cape golden mole), 2274 nucleotides. RefSeq names its product F-box and leucine-rich repeat protein 13 (gene FBXL13). Gene Ontology annotation, cellular component: SCF ubiquitin ligase complex. The transcript has 22 exons. NCBI's taxonomy places the organism in Eukaryota, Metazoa, Chordata, Mammalia, Afrosoricida, Chrysochloridae. The record is from RefSeq and is a predicted model, not a curated record. Gene Ontology annotation, molecular function: protein binding. The coding region runs from base 1 to 2274 and encodes 757 amino acids. Gene Ontology annotation, biological process: SCF-dependent proteasomal ubiquitin-dependent protein catabolic process.
AUGGCCUCUCUCCGCACUGCUAAACCUUGGCUGAGGAGCUACUUCAAAGAGAACUACAUUCCCCAGGUCUGCGAGGCUCUGUUAUGUGGUCUACUUGCUACCUGUCCAGAGGAUCCGCUAAGAUAUUUAGAAGUAAUGAUCAAGUAUAUAAUUGAAAAUGGACUUGAAAGAUUGCUUUGGGAUAUAUGCAUUGAUCCAGCAGUGAAACCAAAAAUUCGAAGAUUGUCUGAAACUUAUUUGGAACAACUUUUUGGACUGGAGGAUCAGUUGAUGACUCCAGAAUUGAUGACAAAAGCAUGUAACUUUUAUACUGGAAAUUUAAUAAAGACCUAUUUUAGGAAGACAGCUAGUGCAACAGAUGAGGAGACACAGUUCCGGAUCCAAAACCUAUUCUAUUGCCAGAGGCUAAUACACAUUCUAACAAAGUGGAGGGAUAAAGCAAGACAUAAGACUAGAAUGAGAGAAGAUGAGCUGUUGUUAAAACAUGAAAUUCAACUGAGAAAAUGGAAAAAUAAGCCCAAAUCCAAAUUAGGUAGUGAAAAAUUCCUAUCUCCUGAAGAAAAUGCAUCUGAAAUCUCUUUAAAAGAUGACAGUUUUCAAUGUGAUAUUUCACUGUUACCUGGACGAGCACUAUUACAGAUUUUCCGACACCUCAGUAUAAGAGAUUUGAUUGCAUGUGGUCAAGUCUGUCAUUCUUGGAUGUUAAUGACACAAACAAGUUCAUUGUGGAAUGCUAUUGACUUUUCCACUCUAAAAUGUAUGCCUAUCGAUAAAUAUGUGGUGUCUACUUUGCAAAGGUGGCGUCUAAACGUGCUGCAUUUGAAUUUUCGUGGUUGUUUUCUCAAACCAAAAACAUUGAGAUCUGUCAGUCACUGUAGAAAUUUGCAAGAGCUGAACGUCUCUGACUGCAUCACACUCACAGACGACUCCAUGAAGCACAUCUCAGAGGGCUGCCCUGGGGUGCUGUAUCUCAAUCUAUCUAAUACAGCUAUCACCAACAGGACUAUGCGGCUCCUGCCAAGGAACUUCCCAAACUUACAGAAUCUUAGUUUGGCUUAUUGCAAAAAGUUCACAGACAAAGGUUUACAGUACCUGAAUUUAGGGAAAGGAUGCCAUAAGCUCACCUAUCUGGACCUCUCUGGCUGCACCCAGAUCUCAGUCCAAGGCUUUAAGAACAUUGCGAACAGCUGCAGUGGGAUUAUGCAUCUGACCAUCAAUGAUAUGCCAACUCUCACGGACAACUGUGUAAAAGCUUUAGUUGAGAAGUGCUCUCGGAUUACCUCCAUCGUUUUCAUUGGGGCGCCUCAUAUCUCCGACUGUGCUUUCAAAGCUCUUUCCACUUGUAACCUCAGAAAGAUCCGAUUUGAAGGAAAUAAGAGGAUUACUGAUAGUUGCUUCAAGUUUAUAGACAAACAUUAUCCAAAUAUCAGGCACAUCUACAUGGUGGACUGCAAAGGAAUAACAGAUGGCAGCCUCAGGUCACUCUCGGUUUUGAGGCAACUGACCGUGCUGAAUUUGGCAAAUUGUGUAAGCAUUGGUGAUGUGGGACUCAAGCAAUUCCUUGAAGGUCCUGUGAGCACAAGGAUAAGAGAACUUAAUCUAAGUAACUGUAUCAACUUGGGUGAUGCUUCCAUUAUAAAACUAUCAGAGCGGUGCCCUAACUUGAACUACUUGAAUUUAAGAAACUGUGAACAGUUGACUGAUAUGGGAAUUGGGUAUAUUGUGAGCAUCUUUUCGUUGAUCUCUGUAGAUCUCUCUGGAACAGUCAUCUCUAAUCAGGGAUUCUGCAAAGGUUCCUUGAUCUUGGAACACUUGGAUGUCUCUUACUGUCGCCAGCUGUCAGAUGAGAUUAUCAAGGCACUGGCCAUUUACUGCAUUAGCCUCACGUCUCUCAGCGUUGCUGGCUGUCCAAAGAUUACUGAUGCCGCAAUGGAAUUACUAUCUGCAAAAUGCCACUACCUGCACAUUUUGGAUAUCUCUGGUUGUAUCCUGCUUACUGACAAAAUCCUUGAGAACCUUGAGAGAGGUUGUGAUCAACUCCGGAUCCUUAAGAUGCGAUACUGCAAACAUAUUUCCGAGGAGGCAGCUCUCAGAAUGUCAGCUUUUGUUCAGCACCAAGACUACAGCCCCGAGGACCCUCCGCAUUGGUUUGGCUAUGAUUGUGAAGGCAAGUCUCUUACAGAAUGCCCCACAGUUGAUUUUGAAUUAAAGUACCACCACUCAGUUGUGGACUCGUUCCUGGAAGUGGAUGAUAGUAAUGAAAUAACAGGUUGA